AUGGAUUGGAGUGGUUCUACUGGUUUCUCAUUCUGUCGCUAUUCGCUUACUAUCAUAUCCAGGACUCAGCCAAACAGUGAAGAUAAUUUGUCGCACUUCGGAUCCUCUAUGAUUUACGCUAGCUAUGUGAAAUGGGUGGAGGCUGCAGGAGGGCGCGCAGUUCCAAUUCACUACGAUUCAUCCCCGGAACGCAUCACCGAACUCUUCAACUCCGUGAAUGGAGUGCUUUACAUGGGCGGGGCAUCAGACAUUCAGUCGUAUAACCCUUACUACAACGCUGGCCUGCAGUUAUUUGAGCUCACAAAGAAAGCAAACGAGGCUGGUAAGCACACGCCUCUGUGGGGCACAUGCCUUGGCCAUGAGUUCUUGGCCGUCAUGGUGAGCGAAGACUUCAACAUUCUCGAUACGGGAUUCAAAGCUGAGAACCUAUCUCUGCCACUUGAUUUCACCAAUGAGGCAAAGGACUCUGUCAUGUUUGCGCACGCUCCCCAAAGUGUUAUGGAGAGCCUCGCCAUUGAAAAGAUUACUUCCAAUGAACACGGCAUGGGUGUCACACCCUCGAGAUUCUACGGUAACAAGAAACUCAACGAUUUCUUCAAAGUACUGUCCACCAACAAGGAUCGAGUAGGCGCAGAAUUUGUAUCUGCUUUCGAGGCAAGAGACUUCCCAAUCUUCGGCGUCCAGUUCCACCCAGAAAAGAAUGUGUUCGAAUUCGAAAAGCACCACGACACCUCCCACACGGCAUCGGCUAUCUCUGCGGCUCUGUAUAUGGCGACCGAGUUUAUUAACCACGCACGCCGGAACCCCAACACGUUCGCGACAGAGAAGGGCGAGUAUGACGCUUUGAUCUACGCCCACGAGCCUACACGUACGUACACGCAGACUGGGGGACACUUUGAGCAAAUGUACUUCUUCAACAACACAGAUUGA
Messenger RNA from Sphaeroforma arctica JP610, 930 nucleotides. RefSeq lists its product as hypothetical. Gene Ontology annotation, biological process: tetrahydrofolylpolyglutamate metabolic process. The coding region runs from base 1 to 930 and encodes 309 amino acids. The transcript is spliced from 5 exons. NCBI's taxonomy places the organism in Eukaryota, Ichthyosporea, Ichthyophonida. Gene Ontology annotation, molecular function: gamma-glutamyl-peptidase activity. The record is from RefSeq and is a predicted model, not a curated record. Gene Ontology annotation, cellular component: vacuole.